UGUUAAACCCUCUCUCUCGGAAACACCCUCUCAAAAACCCUAGACAGGGGGCGGCGGAGAGGUAGAGAUCUCGAGAGACCGCCAUGGCUCGAUCGCGGCGGAAGUACAAGAAAUCCAGGACCAAGGUCCGGGUCGGGCUCCCCAAGAAGAAGCCCGAUGUCUUCAAGCCCGCUGUCAACAUUCCGCCGGCUCUCGCCGCCGCCGCUGCCGCCGGGGGAAAGGGGGAGUGGAACAACAAGGGCACCGUCAUCCGCAACUACCGCUCCUUUGGCGUCGUCGCGAACCCUAACCUCCUCGGCGUCCGCGCCCGCACUCCUCACAUCGUCCAGAGCUCCUCCCUUCAGAUCCCCGACCGUGAGGCGCCGCCCGUCUCCGAGUUCGAUCCCAUUGACAGCGGCAGCGAUCUCGAAUCCGACGAUUUGAAGUCUGCACUGAGGAAAAAGCGAAGGGAUGGAAAAACAGCGCCUUUGCAGCCCCUGACCAGAAUGCAACGCGUUUUUAUUGGGAGAUUGAUUGAUAAGUAUGGUGACGACCACCAGGCAAUGUUCCUGGAUACAAAGCUGAAUUCAAUGCAACAUUCGGUCGCUACCCUGCAGAAGCUAUGCCAAAGAUAUUAUGUGCAAGGAAAGCAUUUUAUCACAUCCUAGAGAUUUUGUAAGAGAUGCUUAUGAGGGCCUUGUUUUUCUUUGGGUAUCAGGAGUCUCAUGGCUGUUGCAUGAGUGUCGUGCGCUUGUUUUAGAAAAUGACCUUGAUGAGAACAUAAUUAGCGGAUUUUAAAGAAUGAGUACUCGAGAAUUUGGGGCUCCUUAACUUUGUAAUGUUGUUAGAAAAGAAAAUUUAACGAAGUGGUAGUAUUAGUUGGUGUCCAA
Messenger RNA from Phoenix dactylifera (date palm), 869 nucleotides. The record is from RefSeq and is a predicted model, not a curated record. NCBI's taxonomy places the organism in Eukaryota, Viridiplantae, Streptophyta, Magnoliopsida, Arecales, Arecaceae.